GAUCUAGAUCUAUUCUAUAUACAUUAUUUGGAAUUUCCCAAUUACCGAUUUGUCUAUGUGACAUGUCUGUCUAUAGAUCUAGAUCUACGACGUCUAUUAUAGAGUAUAGAUAGUAUAGACUAUACUACUAUAACUAUAGUAUACUAGAUCUCUGACCCUAGACUUUAUUGUUUCUAGAGCUGUUUAAACAUGAUAUAAUUCUGAGUGAAUACAUCCAUGAAUUUUCCUAUUCUUCCAUAUUCUCCAAUUAUUAUUGAUGCAAAAUGUCACCAUUUUUAUUAUGCAGUAUCGAAGUGUCUUAGUUGUCAUGACAAUACCUACAGGAGCCAUGUUAAAAAAGAAUUACUUAAACUGUGGACCACUGACUUGAAUAAAAACAAUGUUUUGCCUCUGCUUUCUGUUAGAACUGGACUUGAUUUGUAUUUAACUGCACUCAACUUUCCGAAAGGCUCUGAAAUGAUAAUGACUGCUGUUAACAUUCCAGAUAUGAGCACCAUAGUCAAACACCAUGGUCUUGUCAUUGUUCCACUUGAUAUUUCCUUAGAUACACUGGAACCUAAGCUUGAACUCUUGGAUAAAUUGAUUACAACAAAAACUGUUGGCAUUCUUGUGGCUCAUUUAUAUGGAAGAGUAAUACCAAUGGAUAACAUUAUUGUGAUUGCUAAACAAAAAAAUCUAAUUAUCAUUGAAGAUUGUGCUGAAUCAUUCAAUGGUUUUACACAUAUUGGCAAUCCAUUAUCGGACAUAUCAUUGUUUAGUUUUGGUGUUAUAAAAUUUUACACUUCAUUUGGAGGAUGUAUUGCUAAAGUCAGAGAUCAAAAUGUUUAUAAAAAAAUGUGUGACAUUCAACAAACAUAUCCUCUUCAGACUGCUGAUAUUUAUUUUAAAAAAGUUUUAAAGUAUUUGGUUAUUUUUUCUUGGCUACAAAUUUCUCCUCUACCUAAGAUUGGACGAAUUGUUUUGAAUCAGUUUGGAGUGGAUUAUAAGGCACUUUUUGUUAAAUGGAUGCGUGGUUUCCCUGAUCAAAUGUUGAAAAUGAUUAGAUGUCAGCCAAGUACAGCACUUCUGGCUACAAUGUUAUAUCGCCAGCGAAAUUUUAACCAAACAGAAUUUGAUUUACAAAAACAAAAAGCAGAAUAUUUUUUUCAGAAACUACCACUUGGUUUUAAACCUGUUGGAAUGAAAGCUGACAUUAAUAAUUUCUGGCUUUGUCCAGUUUUGGUUGAUAGUCCAGAUGAAGUUGUAAAACAGUUAAAUUUACACGGAGUUGAUGCUUAUCGAGGAGCAACACAACUUAAAAACAUUGAGCCUUGUGAUGAUAUAGCACACAGAUUUACUCUACUAGAUGGAAUAUCUAGUAAGGAAACAAGGAGCACUAGCCUGUGUUAUCCUCAUGAAGCCAAGUACUUAAUUGAACAUGUUAUUUACCUGCCUGUCAGUAAAUUUGUUCCAUUUGAUUGCCUAGAUAAUAUGUUGAAAGCAUGUGCUUUUGUUAUGAAAACAUUCCAUCAGUCAGUACCCAGCGUUCAGGGAAAAUUGUUAAAAUCAAAACUGUGAUCAAUUUUUUCGGUCUAUUUUAUAUUGUGGGGAAAAAAAUGUACAACUGCAUAUUGUAAAUAUGUUUUGACCUUAUGUAUUUUAAAGCCUGGUACUGUUACCAGCAAAUGCCUUGGAAUAAACUCAUAAUAUUUGCUUAAUAUUUAUUUUGAAUUUGUUACAUCAGAAUAAAAUUAACCGUUAAAGUUUCAAAAUUAUCACUAAUAUUUGUACAAGUUAAAACAUUACACUGUCAUUCUAUUUACAUUACUUUUCUUUGUAUAUCCACUAAUACCUGAAGAUGCCACAUGGCAAUUACGCAGUCAAAAAUUUGGUGAGCUUUAAGAUUUUUCACUUGAAGUUAAACUCUUAUUUGAGUUCUUGAAGUUAAGCUCUUAUUUCAUUACCUGAAAUUUAGCUCUUAUUUCAUGUCUUACUAAUUUUUCUAGAUUAUAAAAACUAAUUUAUUUUUUUUUAAGGGGGAAAUUUACAUCAUUGAAAUGUCAUUCCUCAUAAUUUGAUUGCAGCUCUUAUAAAUCAUUCAGCUUUUCAAGUGGUGAAUUUGUACAAAGCUCAAAUCAACUCACUCCAUCUGUCUAUUUGCUAUUUCUUUCACUUCCCAUUCUCAGAUCAAAUUGAAACUUUGCACAAUUAUUCAUUGUCCCAAACAAAACAGGAAUAAUAAAAAAAAAAAUAGUUAAUUAUAUAUUGGUAAUUACUUUAUUUUGUUUGAUGCAAAAGGGGAAAUAAAUCCUAUAGCAUUGAGAUACAUGGCUGCAUUUUUCCCUAAGAUAAGCCUUUUUUUUUUUAGUAUUUUAUUUAUUUUAUUAAACAUCUGGUAUAAAUGUUUAGAUUAAUUUAUUGGGAUAAUUUUUAUGCUUAAUGUGUCAAACUUUUAAAAAAUCUCUUUAUUGCUAUUAAUAAUGGACCUCAUUCACCAAUCGUAAACAAACAACAUUUAGUCACGUGAUCUUAUUGAUAAAACAACGGAAAAAAACUGUCACGUGACAACCAUCAUGAAUUAAACAUGAGAUCGUAAAUUAUAUAGAAGAGAUAGAGCACCACGUGGCUAAAUGUUGUUUGUUUACGAUUGGUGAAUGAGGUCCAUUGUAAAAAUAAUUUUCAAUACUGACUAAUGUUAGAUUUGAUAAAAAUCACUCAAAUAAAUUAUAUAUUUAUUAUCAACUUUUGGCAAUCUAAUAUCAUUUAAAAUGUUUACAUAUUUAAUUAUUCAAUAGUUUGAUUGCUGUUUAUUUCUUACACAAGAACUUAUAGCUUAUUGCUCAAUAUUUCCUUUAUAAUUAUAAUAACAUCACAUGAGCAGCUAUAAAAUUAAUUUAGUGUUUGUAUUUUAAAUAUUGAAUUAUUAACCCAGUCAUUUAGGUCUUGAAUGCUUGUGCUUAUUUAAACAUAUAAAAAAAAAAUGUCCACACUCCAACAAGCAAUAUUAUCUUAGAUCUUUAAUAAUUGUUAGGAAAUAUUUUAAUCUUUACUGUUAUUAAUAUUGUUCAAAGUUGAUAGCUUGCUUAGGAUCAACAGGCUUAUGUAGAAUACCAUAAAUGAAGACUCAUUAACUAACAUAGGAACAUUAUGCAAUUUUAACAUAUUUACAAGUAAUCUAAAAUAUAUUGUCCUUAUAUUUUUUUUUCCUAAAACUAUUUUAUUGUUGGGCACUUUUAAAUAGGUACCAAAAUUAUUUCUCUUCCCCUUAGAAGUCAAAUAAGCUUAAACAUUUUCAGAACACCUGUCACAUGCCCAUGUGAUUUUGUUCUACCAAAUAUAAAUUUUUUCCAAAUUAAUUAAAACAGAAAAAACUAAACUAUACUCCUCAAAAAGCACAUUGUAAGCUAACAACUAAAGACCACUGUGUAUGUCUAAUUAUUUGGGCCUCUCACCAAAUUUCAGAAAAAAUUGUAAUCUUCCUUUAGUACAUAAAAAAGUGUUGCUUAGCUCUAUUUCAUAAUUCAUCUAUUUUUACAAAACUUCUAUUAACUCACUCUAUCUGUUUGUCAGGAGUCUUUUAAACAAACUUCUAUUAACUAACUCCACAUCUGUUUGUCAGGAGUCUUUUGUUUGAACAAAACUUCUAUUAACUCACUCCACAUCUGUUUGUCAGGAGUCUUUUAAACAAAACUUCUAUUAACUCCACAUCUGUUUGUCAGGAGUCUUUUGUUUGAACAAAACUUCUAUUAACUCACUCCACAUCUGUUUGUCAAGAGUCUUUUAAACAAACUUCUAUUAACUAACUCCACAUCUGUUUGUCAGGAGUCUUUUGUUUGAACAAAACUUCUAUUAACUCACUCCACAUCUGUUUGUCAGGAGUCUUUUAAACAAAACUUCUAUUAACUCCACAUCUGUUUGUCAAGAGUCUUUUAAACAAAACUUCUAUUAACUAUCUCCACAUCUAUUUGUCUUUUAAAACUUUUUUUCUCCCACUUUCCAUUCUUGGAUCAAGUUUAAACUUUGCACAAUUAUUCAUUAUCAAUGACAACACAUAAAUAGUUUUUUUUUUUAAUAGAAAAAGGAUUUAAGUCUUGCAGUAUUGAGAAAAUUGCAUUAAUUGAGAUGUUCUUUCCCUAAUGUAAGCUUUGUUAGUCUACAAGUCAUUGAUAGAUUUGAGAAUACCUGUUGAACUUAAGUCUACAUGUCAUUGACAGAUUUCAGAACCCCUGUUGAGCUCAAAUCUAAUAUCAUUGAUAGAGUUAAGAACCCCUAUUAGACUUGUGUAGGGCCUACAUGUCAUUUUCUUAUCACAUCUUUUUCUUCAGUCAAACAUCUAUUGAUACAAAGCUUAUAUCAACACACUCUGUCCCACUUCCCAUUCUCUGAUCAAGUUGAAACUGCACAAUUAUUCAUGUCCUUAAAAACAUAUGUUUGUAAUUAAUUAUUUUGAUUAUAUUGAGACAGAAUUAUAGAAUUAGGUCAUCGUAAAAAAAUUUGAAACUAACAAUAGAUAACUAUAAAACCUAUUUUCAUAAGUACUUGUCUAGCUCAGGGACUAGUGUAUCUGACUAACGUCAGAGAGAUUUUCGCCCUCGAGUCAAGAAACUUUUUAAAAAUUUGCUUUUGAAAAGUAAGCAAGGAAACCUUAUCCCUGGUCACUCUAGUGUUUGGACCAUGGCUGGUUGUGCAUGCUGAAAGCCUGAAAUCUCAGUUUAACAAUUGAUAACAAGGAAUAUAUAAAAAUUACUUUUGUAAAAAAGACAACUGAUCCUUUAUACAACUUAUAGAGUGAUUAUUUUGCUCUUAAUAACUAAUGAAUGUUCAAUUUAAAAAACAAAAUUGAACAUUUUUUACACCGCCCAUCUCCUCCUCUAUAUUAUAUGUAUUUUUACUUUUUAACCAGUGCUGAAUUUAACUAUUGGCAACACAAUCUAUAGCUUAAGGGAGAGGUUCUUUUUUUUUACCUAGGGACAUUUAUUGAGACUAUAACUUUAAAAUAAAACUGUAAAAAUUAAUGACUUGAUAGAUGUUUAUGAAAUUUUAUGAAAUUAUUUAUGUCCAGUUUAAUGUUAGUCUAACUGCUAUUCCCCAUGAGCACAAAUUUCUAGUCUGUUUCAUUUAUUUGUGAUGAUGUUCAUAAUGGCAAUGAUUCCAUAUAUUACUAAAUAACAAAAUGGGAAAGCAAUCAACUUUUGUACAAUGACACAUAAUAUGUGAUAUAAAAUUGGAAUCUGUUUUUGUAACCAGAAUUUGUGGUAACCUUGUUCAAUCAUUGGUUUAAGUUCCUAGUUAGUGGAUAUUUCAAUAAGCUGUAAUCAUGUGUAAUAUAGAGAUCUGAGUUUAUUCAGCACACAGUCUGUAAUAUCCAAAUGAAGAAUGCUUGGUUUGGGUUUUGACAAAUGUAAUAGAGGAAACAGUAAUGACGGGCGAGUUGAUUAUUAUUAAAAUUAUCCCAUUGAAUAAAAUGAUUUUUAAAGAAAAAUUAUUUUCAGUUUAUAUUAUACAAUUUUCAUCUUUUUUUGGACCCCUGGGGAUCCACGACCACAGUUUGAGAACCACUGGUUUAAGGGACCUUUUUCCUAGGCCCCCUAAAAAAAAAUGGUUCCAAGGAUAUUUUCAACCAUCAUGGAGAAAGAGCAAAGGGAAAAUUCCCUGAUGCUGAUUGGGGACUUAACAAGUCUAAAUUUUGUCAUGAUUAUACAAUUAUCAGUAUCAAAUGUAAGUUUUGAUUUUGCAUUUUAAAAAUCUUCUUUGAUGAACAUUCAUAUUUCAAUCUCAAUAACAAAAUUUUGAUCAAAUGAAAACUUAAAAUUUAAUACAACAUCUUUGGUUAAGUCAUUAAUUUAGUAUGUUUUUUAAAUGCUACUUUAUAUCUUUGUGUUGUUUUGUUUUACAGAAUAUUACUAUUUAAAAUAAAUGUUAUGUUUGACUCAAAUAUUUACUUAAAGAUCUGCUAACUAGAUAUUUUUUCUUUUCUCCUCAUUUUUCUUUUUAUUAUAUUUUAUUAAAAUAAUCAUUUACCCUAAUUAUUCAUAUAAUCACCAUAUACCAAAGAGUGUCUUGUAACACAAGAUUUAAAACAUAUUAACUUAAUCAGUUUUCAUUAUCAUGUGGAGGCAAGAAACAUUUAUGAAGCACAUUUAAGUCUAUUAUUUAUACCUUUUAAAAUAUUUAUAGGUACAUAUUUUCUAUGCUUUUGUUAUUUGUAACAUUUAAAACCUAUCUAUAUUUGAUAAAUAAAUAAUUUUUCAAGAUA
This is a messenger RNA of Biomphalaria glabrata, 6235 nucleotides long. RefSeq lists its product as uncharacterized. Gene Ontology annotation, biological process: polysaccharide biosynthetic process. The record is from RefSeq and is a predicted model, not a curated record. The coding region runs from base 217 to 1557 and encodes 446 amino acids. Lineage: Eukaryota; Metazoa; Mollusca; Gastropoda; Planorbidae. The transcript has 5 exons. Gene Ontology annotation, molecular function: pyridoxal phosphate binding; transaminase activity.